AUGGUCUCACCAGAGCCGAUCCGAUCUCGGGUCACGCCAUACUUGGUUUACCUCGUGUUUAUCACAACAUUAGGACCACUCCAAUUCGGUUAUCAUCUGGCCGAACUUAAUGCCCCUCAGGCGGUGAUCACCUGCGAGCGGAAGAGUAUCCAUAUCUCCACCAAUGCCGUCUCUCUACCACAAUGUAUCCCAAUGAACGCUUCGCAAUUCGGCCUGGUGUCAUCAAUCUACACCCUUGGCGGACUCUUGGGAGCCCUGCUGGCAGGGCCAGUCGCCACCAAACAUGGUCGUCUCUUUGCUCUGCGAGCAACCACUCUCUUCUUCAUCCUGGGGCCUGUGGCUGAAACAUGCGCAUCCAACAUCCCCCUUCUAAGCCUGGGCCGGCUGCUGUCCGGCAUUGGAGCAGGAGCUGCGAUUGUCGUCGGCCCCAUCUACAUUUCAGAAAUCGCCCCACCCAGCGCCAGAGGUUUCUUUGGUGCCUUCACGCAGGUCAUGACCAACGUCGGCAUCCUGUUGACCCAGUCCCUCGGAUACUUCCUAAGCGAGGGCAGCAAAUGGCGAGUGAUUCUCGCCAUUGCCGGCUUCAUCGGAGCCCUCCAGCUCCUCGGUCUCACCCUAGUUCCAGAAAGCCCCACCUGGCUCGCCGAGCACCAAAAGAGCAGUCUAGCCAGACAAGUCCUCCAACGGCUUCGCGGAAAGGACGCAGACAUCGAAGAGGAAAUCGAAGGAUGGCCAUCCUCAACAGGACGACCAACAGAUGGCUCCGGCGAAGAGCAAUCGCUACUCACGCCACCAUCCGGCAACAUGCCACCCAAACAGCCCCCCGUCACAAUCUUCCACGCCAUCACUAACCCAUCCUACCGACCAGCCAUCAUCGCCGUCGUCGGCGUAAUGGUCGCUCAACAAUUCACCGGCAUCAACAGCAUCAUCAUGUACAGUGUCUCCCUAUUACAAAAUAUCCUCCCCACCACCGCCGCCCUCCUAACCGUAAUCAUCUCCGCCAUCAACCUCAUCAUCACCCUCGCCUGCUCCCCGCUCCCCGACAAAAUCGGCCGUAGAUCCUGCCUUCUCCUCAGCAUCAGCGGCAUGGGAUUCAAUUCCAUGCUCCUAGCCCUAGGCAUCUACUUCAACCAGAAGGUUCUCUCCGCCAUCGCCGUCCUUCUCUUCGUCUCUUGCUUCGCCGUCGGCCUAGGCCCCGUUCCGUUCAUCCUUGCCUCGGAGCUCGUCGGUCCCGAAGCCGUCGGCGCCACGCAAAGCUGCGCUCUAGCUGCCAACUGGAUCGCCACUUUCGUGGUGGCGCAAUUCUUCCCCAUGUUGAAUGAUGCUCUUGGCGGCCGUGGCAAGAUUUACUGGGUUUUCACCGGCAUGGCUUGUCUCCUUGGUGGGUUUAUCUAUUGGCGUGUUCCGGAGACGAAGGGGAAGACUAGUGCAGAUGAGGUCUGGGGGAGAGAUGAUCGUCGACGACGGGAUUGA
Messenger RNA from Aspergillus welwitschiae, 1473 nucleotides. Its product is annotated as putative MFS glucose transporter. The transcript is spliced from 2 exons. The record is from RefSeq and is a predicted model, not a curated record. Gene Ontology annotation, molecular function: hexose transmembrane transporter activity. Gene Ontology annotation, cellular component: membrane. Lineage: Eukaryota; Fungi; Ascomycota; Eurotiomycetes; Eurotiales; Aspergillaceae. The coding region runs from base 1 to 1473 and encodes 490 amino acids. Gene Ontology annotation, biological process: monosaccharide transmembrane transport.